Molecule: messenger RNA, 1582 nt
Organism: Dipodomys ordii (Ord's kangaroo rat)
Lineage: Eukaryota; Metazoa; Chordata; Mammalia; Rodentia; Heteromyidae
Gene: Ogfod3
Product: 2-oxoglutarate and iron-dependent oxygenase domain containing 3
Exons: 12
Coding region: 1-1434 (477 amino acids)
Cellular component (GO): membrane
Source: RefSeq, a predicted model, not a curated record
AUGCCCCGCACCAGGAAGGACCGGGUGCCUGGGGAGGUGCGGAAGCUUUGGCUGAAGGCCCUGGGCCUGGGCACCGGCCUGGCGCUGGCCGGGCUUCUGCUCUGCAGCCAUCUGGGGACGGACGACAGUGUUGCCGAGGUCCUGGCCCACCGCGGUGAAGUCCUGACAGGAAGGUUCACCGAGGUGCCCUGCUCCGAUGACUACGAUAGCCACCGCCGGUUCGAAGGCUGCACCCCCAGGAAGUGUGGCAGAGGUGUCACAGACGUGGUCAUCUCCAGGGAGGAGGCAGAGCGCAUCCGCAGUGUGGCGGAGAAGGGGCUCUCCCUGGGAGGAUCUGACGGAGGGGCAUCCAUCCUGGAUUUGCACUCAGGGGCUCUGUCUUUUGGGAAGCACUUUGUGAAUCUGUACCGAUACUUUGGGGACAAAGUACAAAGUAUCUUCUCUGAAGAAGACUUCCAGUUAUACCGGGACCUGCGUUGGAGGGUCCAGCUCGCCAUCGCCCAGGCCUUUGGCGUCAGUGCCUCCUUGCUGCACCUGACCAGGCCCACCUUCUUCUCCCGCAUCAACAGCACAGAUGCCCGGACGGCCCACGAUGAAUACUGGCACGCACAUGUGGACAAGGAUGCGGCGGGCCCUGGGCCCCGGGCCCCACUGCGCCGCUCCCCUGCCCCCACACUGCCUGCAGACGUGAUAGAAAGAGCUCCUUCUCAUGCCACAAGCAUGGUCACUGUCACCCACAGUCCAGCAGGUGAUCUUGUGCAGGAUGCAGGACUGGGCAGCCCUGAAGGAAGCAGGGAUCUCGUGACCGCAAGACAAGCAACAGCCUUGACAGACCCCAUGGUUCCCGAGACCACGGACCCCACAGCCCCCACGGCUCCUGAGACCACGGACCCCACAGCCCCCACGGCUCCUGAGACCACGGACCUCACAGCUCCCACAGCUCCUGAGACCACAGCUCCCAUGGCUCCCGAGACCACGGACCCCACAGCCCCCACGGCUCCCGAGACCACGGACCCCACAGCCCCCACGGCUCCCGAGACCACGGACCCCACAGUGACAUUGAGGGUUCCAGAAAGCACGGUCACCCGGGCCUGUUCCUUGGUCACGGAGCGAGGCUGGGCCUGCGCCCCGAGAUGCUUGGCAGGGUGCGGUCUCCAGCACCCUGGAAGCGCUGUGAGAGGCACUGGCUGCUCAGGGCAGCGGUCUGUGUCUGUGGGUGGUUGCUGCCCUGUUCUUGGAGGUCCUGGCCAUGGCUGUGGCCUGGGGGUCACCUCUUUCUCCUCCCUCCCUCUCGCAGGCCGGGUCUCCUUCUUCACCUCUGGCUCUGAGAACCUCCACCGCGUGGAGAAGGUGCGCUGGGGCACGCGCUAUGCCAUCACCAUCGCCUUCACCUGCAACCCAGACCACGGCAUCGAGGACCCGACACUUCUGUAGUGGGGAGGGGGGCGGGCGCCCCUGGCCCCCAGCAUGAGGCUGCACCCUGGACCAGCCUCGGCCCCUGGCACAGUGCCUUACACUGAUCUGGAGUUGAUUUGCUGACCUUUUAAUCUUUUCAUCUGUGGAUAAAUUAAGGGAUUUGCUU